Molecule: messenger RNA, 558 nt
Organism: Salvia miltiorrhiza (redroot sage)
Lineage: Eukaryota; Viridiplantae; Streptophyta; Magnoliopsida; Lamiales; Lamiaceae
Exons: 1
Coding region: 1-558 (185 amino acids)
Source: RefSeq, a predicted model, not a curated record
AUGGCGAUUCCGAUCAAUUCCAUUAAACCCCAAUCGCAGUUACUCGCCUUCUCUUCUCGCGCAAUUACAAACAAACCCAUCUCUCUGAAACCCCCCUUCAAUCCCAACAGAGCCCUAAUUCUACCCAGCACCAAACCCUACAAAUGGCGUCCCGCGGAAGCCUGCUUCUCGAGCCAAGAAAUCGACAUGGUGAAGACCAGAGACGGGGUCUACGCCGCGAACUCGAAGAAAGUCGUCAUCUUGUGGGAUCUCGACAACAAGCCGCCGCGCGGGCCGCCGUACGAGGCGGCGCGAGCCCUAAAAUCGAUGGCUGAGAAAUUCGGCGACAUGAUCGACAUGGCGGCCUAUGCGAAUCACCGUGCCUUCAUCCAUCUCCCCCAGUGGGUCGUCCAAGACCGCCGCGAGCAGCGUCGCCACGAUGCCCUCGAGCGGAAGGGGAUGGCGACGGCGGCGGAGUCAUACAUUUGCUCCGUCUGCGGCAGGACGUGGAGACGGGUCUCGGCGGCGGUAAAUCACAUUCAACUUCUCAAACCAAGUCCAACAACGAAGCUGCAGUGA